AUCCCUGGGAGAAGGGGCAGGAGGAGAAAAGUAGAGACAAACACAGAAAGAGUAUGAGGACAAGACAGAGGGAAUGAGAUGACACUAAGGCGAAGGAAUGAGAAUUAAGAAGAAGGAAUGACAGUGCAAGACAGAGAUCUCUAUCUCUGUCUCCAUCUACGCAGAGACUCUCGGAGAGGUGUGAACAGAGGGAGAAGGAGUGAGACAACAGGCAGAGAGGGGAACAACAGAAAGAGAGAACCAGAGACUCGGGGACUCAGGAGGCUGGACUGUCUUUGGUCUUUGUUGUUAGCCAUGGAAGCAGAAGGGAGGAGUGGGCAGGGUAGGCAAAGGAGGGGGCGAGUUUGCAGCAGCCUCUGGCCUGAGAGCUACACAGCCGCUGGGACUGUGACCUCCAUGGUGGACAUGAGCACUCGGCCCUACAGGAACCUCUCUGGUAUAGGGAUGGGGAGACCAAGGCUUUCCCCGCAAGGAGGACAGAGGGGUCGCUCGCACUCCCGGCGCCGCCACCGCACCACCUUCAGCCCAGCGCAGCUGGAACAGCUGGAGUCAGCCUUUGGAAGGAACCAGUACCCUGACAUUUGGGCCCGAGAGGGCCUUGCCCGGGACACAGGCCUCAGCGAGGCCAGAAUCCAGGUCUGGUUCCAGAACCGCAGAGCUAAGCAGCGGAAGCAAGAGCGGUCACUGCUCCAGCCACUGGCCCAUCUGUCCCCUGCCACCUUCUCUGGUUUCUUGCCGGAGUCCCCUGCUUGUCCCUACUCCUACCCAACACCACCUCCACCAGUGACCUGCUUCCCUCACCCCUACAACCAUGCCCUUCCCGCUCAGCCCUCCGCAGGGGGUUCCUUUGCUCGACCCCACCAGUCUGAAGACUGGUGCCCCUCCUUGCACCCAAACCCCGCUGGUCAUCUGCCCUGCCCCCCACCCCCACCCAUGCUUUCCCUCAGCCUUGAGCCACCAAAGUCCUGGAACUAAGGUCAAACAAAUGCUGAUAAGCUCUAGUCUUUCCUACUUCCAACAGACCUUGCAAAUCUGAUCAUCAAAGAAUGGCUCUCCAAUGUCUUAUAAAAAAUAAAUAAAUAAGAUCUGAU
Ceratotherium simum simum (southern white rhinoceros) is the source of this 1091-nucleotide messenger RNA. Lineage: Eukaryota; Metazoa; Chordata; Mammalia; Perissodactyla; Rhinocerotidae. The record is from RefSeq and is a predicted model, not a curated record.